AUGGGGUUUACCGUCUCCGAAAAAAGACCACCUGCCCCACGCCCCUCGCUGGUCCGGGCAUGCCUCAUGACGCGGAGCUGGGAGGGCGCGGACGGCGUGUCGCUGGCGCAGAGCGGCAAGCCCCACGGCUCGGAGCCCAUUUGCCGCAUCGCCAUUGCCAAGCGCCAUGUGCUCACGGGCGGCCAGGAUGGCUCAGUGGCGGUCUCAGACCUGCGGCACUUGGAGCAGCCCACAGCUGUGGUACUGAAGGACGAGGCAGACGGCUCGGCCGCACCUGAGGCAGUGGGCCACCGAGAUGCCGUGCAAGGCCUGGCUUGGCUGCCACAGGACAAUCGCCUAUUCGCCUCCGGCGGUGCAGAAGGACUUCUGAAAGUGUGGGACGCCUCCGAGCUGAGCUCGGUGCUGAGCCUGGACCUUCACAGCGCCAUCAAGGGCCUGGCCAUGAGCGGAACCGCGCAGGUGGCAGCGGCCUUGGAAGACCUGACGCUGCGGCUGGUGGAUCUGCGCUCGGGCCGCGCGGUGAACACGCUGCAGGGCCACACCAAGCCGCCCCUGUGUGCGGUGUGGGGGGAGAAGCAUCUCUUCUCCGGCGGCAUGGAUGGCACCUUGCGGGCCUGGGACUGCCGCAUGGGCGCCCGCAGCCUCUUCCUCUGCGAUCCCUACGCCCACGAAGGGGAACGGCCCCUGAAGCGCUCGGCGCCCAAAGAGCAACUGGCGCAGGAGCUCGAGCACAAGGUGGCCAGGAUUGAGCCCUACCGAUUCAGGUCCAUGCGGAGCGUGCUGGGCACGCACCGCCGCUUCGAGGAGGGCUCUGUACAACACAUGGCCGGGGGCGGCAGCCUCCUGGACUUGGAGCCGGCGGAUACCGGCAAGUCCGAGCCAGACGGGGUGAGGAGGGCGCGUGAGCAGUUCACCAAAGAGGCGGAGCUGCGGAGCCGCCACGUCUUCGGGCCACCCAGGCGGGAAUACGCGUACGAGGCGCAGAUGGCGCACCGGGGUGCUAUCACUUCUGUGUGUGCCUCACAGGGACGGCUGAUUUCCUGCGGUGUGGACGGGAAGGUGCGGUGCUGGCACCAGGAGUCGGGACAUUUGCUGCAGCCCGAGGUUUCCAAGAAACAAGAGGACAGCAUCAAGCGCGAGGCCGGCUCGUGGAGGUCUGAGGUGAACGUGGAGUGCGGCACAGAGGAGCGCCCUUUGCAGAUGGCAGCCCUCUCGCAGGAAGGUGUGUGCCUAAUUCCGGAGGAGGAGCUGGUGGCAGUGUACUGCCUGCAAGAGGCCAAGUGCCUUUGCCGCCUGGCGGCCCACAAGGCUCAGGUGCUGUGCUGUGAGGCAGCCUCCAGCACCCAAGUCCUCUCUGCAGGUUCCGAUGGCUUGCUGCUGAGCUGGAACGCCAGUCCAGGCAAGAGUGACGUCAUCUCCUUGGACUGAGACGAAGGGCGUGUUGCCAGGACGUGGCGCUUUGGGGAGAAAAAAGUAUCGCUCACAUGCAGCGGAGCUCGUUUGGCAUCGCGAUGAUGUGCUCGUUGCAGACUCCUGUGAGGUUUGGUUAGAAAAGAUGUGUGGCCCAUGUCCACGGCGAGGGA
Messenger RNA from Effrenium voratum, 1583 nucleotides. The record is from the annotation of a GenBank genome assembly. NCBI's taxonomy places the organism in Eukaryota, Dinophyceae, Suessiales, Symbiodiniaceae.